UAGUCAGUCGUUCAGUGAUGGAUUUCAACCGGGUAGUCGUAAUUUUUGUAUUCUACGAUUAUGUUUACUUUGCUGGAACAACAAUUCUCAAUGAUGAAUUUAUAUCAAACCCUACGUGCAAAAAACAUAAAAUUCACUCAUUUGAAAACUACCAACUCUUCAAAACAAGAAGUGCUUUGGAAUGCGCAAAAAAGUGUGCAUUGGAUAUUGAAUGCUUCUCUCUAAAUUUUCUUAAAACAACGUUCGAAUGUUCUCUUAAUCGUGGUUUUAUUGCUGAAAAUUGUUCGAAUGCCGUUUAUGAGAAAUAUGUUGUAUAUUAUGAAAAGAAGGGUAAAGCACAGGACUGUUUACAUGGUGGUAACCGUUCUUCGUCACCAUUAUAUUGUGAUUGUAUUGAUGGAUACAUUGGUGACAGAUGUGAAAGACUAAUGCAAAAUUGUGCAGAGGGUUGCAAACGACCAUAUUACCACUUGCAGAAAAAAUAUUUUUAUAUAUUACCACCUGGAACCUCUCAACCAAUAAGAAUCGUCUGUAGAAUGAAUUGGGGUGGACGAGAUAUGUUGAUGCAACAUUACGAUUCGUUGUACGAUUUUAAUAGGUCCUGGCGCGAAUUGAGCGAGGGCUUCUGGAGUGAUCCAAACCACGAAGAAGCCGAUGGCUGGAUAGGCUUGGAACAUAUCCAUAUUAUGACACGAUAUACACCCCGGCAAAUUUGCUAUGAAUUCAAGGCUAUGUUUGAACAAUAUACAUCAACAUGUAUAGAAGGCUUUAGUAUCGGAAAUGAAAGCAAUGGAUACCGUAUUGCGAAUUUGGGACCUGUGCAGUCACCCGCAUGUUUGGAGCAUCCAGUUGGAGCAGCAUUUUCGACGUUUGACAAAGAUAAUGAUAACAACAGUACACGAAGCUGUGCAGCUGAUUACCAGGCACCAUUCUGGUAUAACGAGAACUGCGCCAGGUGCAAUCUUCUUGGUUCUCUAAACCAUCCUCCUGGUGGCAAUUGGAGUGGGGAUAUUAGUGAUGCGUUUUGGGAAGGUCUUGCCUUCAGUCCGCUAUCUAUUAAAAUAUGGUUUCAGUAACAUAUUGUCUAGACAUUCAUUUAAAUUGUGAUGGACAACAAAUAACUUUACAUUUGGAAAAUGUUUCUGCGCCGGUUACUAAAUUUUAAGUAUGCCCGUUGUGAUACUACAAUUGUAUCAUUGUUCUAAUUGUUCUGUUUUUGUUCAGUUUUUGUUCAGUCUAUUGUACAACUCUGUAGUUUAUGUGGGGCAUGUUAAUGUUCUGAAUCUUUGGUUUAUUUUAUUGUUAGUUCAUCGGAUUUUUGCGGUGUGGUUUCCCCAUGUCAUUGGUGCAGGACGGAGGCCCAGACAAGUACAGCUAUCUAGUCCUUCGGAUGGCACGAAAAACCGAGGUCCCGUGUACACAUUGGCAGCUGGAAUUUGAUAUAUGAGAGUGGGACCUAGCACACAGCAUGGCGUAUGCACGUCUUCAUUAGCCCAGUGGGAGCAAACCAGUAGGAUGUUAACCCCACUUCAUUUCAUUUGUUUUAUUGUACAUUGAAUUUUACUGAAAAAAUGGAUAUAUA
Molecule: messenger RNA, 1582 nt
Organism: Patella vulgata (common limpet)
Lineage: Eukaryota; Metazoa; Mollusca; Gastropoda; Patellidae
Product: ficolin-1
Exons: 3
Coding region: 18-1076 (352 amino acids)
Source: RefSeq, a predicted model, not a curated record